ACGUGGUGUGACUUUACGCGCGAACCAGUGCAGUGCGGUGUGGACCUCGUUUUUGUCAGUACAGGACCGCUUCUUUUUUUUUUUCUUCCUUUUUGCGUUGUAUACCUAACUGUUGGAUUAUUUUCGGUAUGGACGUCGCCACAGCCACCGCGGAGACUGCCGGGGAGACGGUGAAAGACGAGUUGGCCGAUAAAUGUCAGAAGUUAUUCCAGGCCUUCUUGGAGGAGUUCCAGACCACGGAUGGAGAAGUGAAGUAUGUCCGGGAGGCUGAGGAGUUGAUCCGGCCUGAGAGGAACACGCUCCUGGUUAGCUUCACUGACCUGGAGGGUUUCAACCAGGAGCUGGCGACCACCAUCCAGGAGGAGUAUUACAGAGUCUAUCCCUUCCUGUGUCGGGCCGUCCGCAACUUUGCAAGGGAUCAUGGGAACGUUCCGCUCAACAAAGAGUUCUACGUGGCGCUGGAAGAUCUGCCUGCCAGACACAAGAUCCGCGAGCUGUCGUCCAUGCGCAUCGGCACCCUGGUGAGGAUCAGCGGUCAGGUGGUGAGGACGCACCCGGUCCACCCGGAACUGGUGAGCGGCACUUUCCUGUGCAUGGACUGUCAGGCGGUCAUCAAGGACGUACCCCAGCAGUUCAAGUACUCCCCGCCCACUAUCUGCCGCAACCCCGUGUGCAACAACCGCUCGCGCUUCCACCUGGACACGCACAAGUCCAAGUUCAUUGACUUCCAGAAGGUCCGGAUCCAGGAAACCCAGGCGGAGCUGCCCCGUGGUUCCAUCCCGCGGUCCCUAGAGGUUGUCCUCAGAGCGGAGGCGGUGGAGAUGGCCCAGGCCGGGGACCGGUGCGACUUCACGGGAACUCUCGUGGUGGUGCCGGACGUCUCCCAGCUCAGCACUCCCGGUCUGCGAGCGGAGACCAGUACCAGGGUCAGCGGACCGCAGGGAUUCGAGUCUGACGGUCUGAGGGGAUUGAAAGCUCUGGGGGUCCGGGAGUUGUCGUACAGACUGGCCUUCCUGGCUUGUUACGUCGCUCCCACCAACCCACGGUUUGGCGGCAAGGAGCUGCGAGAGGAGGAGCAGACGGCCGAGAGCAUCAAAAGCCAGAUGACCGAGCGAGAGUGGGAGAAGGUGUUUGAGAUGAGCCAGGACAAGAACCUGUACCAUAAUCUGUGCACCAGCCUCUUCCCCACCAUCCACGGCAACGACGAGGUGAAGCGCGGCAUCCUCCUGAUGCUGUUCGGAGGCGUUCCCAAGACGACCAUGGAGGGAACCUCGCUGCGGGGCGACGUCAACGUGUGCAUCGUGGGAGACCCCAGCACCGCCAAGAGCCAGUUCCUCAAGCACGUGGAGGAGUUCAGCCCCAGGGCCGUGUACACCAGCGGCAAAGCCAGCACGGCGGCCGGUCUGACUGCCGCCGUGGUCCGGGAUGAAGAGUCCCACGAGUUCGUCAUCGAGGCCGGAGCGUUGAUGCUGGCCGAUAACGGCGUGUGCUGCAUUGACGAGUUUGACAAGAUGGACCUGAAGGACCAGGUGGCCAUCCACGAGGCCAUGGAACAGCAGACCAUCAGCAUCACCAAGGCCGGAGUCAAGGCCACCCUGAACGCCCGCACUUCCAUCCUGGCCGCCGCCAACCCCGUCAGCGGGCGCUACGACCGCGGCAAAAGCCUGAAGCAGAACGUCAACCUGACCGCGCCCAUCAUGAGCCGAUUCGACCUGUUCUUCAUACUGGUGGACGACUGCAACGAGGUCACGGACUACGCCAUCGCCCGGCGCAUCGUGGACCUGCACUCGCGGGUGGAGGAAUCUGUGGACCGGCUCUACUCUUUGGAUGAGAUCCGGAGGUACCUGCUCUUCGCCAGGCAGUUCAAGCCAAAGAUUUCUAGCGAAUCCGAAGAGUUCAUCGUGGAGCAGUACAAGCGCCUCCGCCAGCGCGACGGCUCAGGGGGCGUGACCAAGUCGGCCUGGAGGAUCACCGUGAGGCAGCUGGAGAGCAUGAUCCGCCUGUCGGAGGGCAUGGCCAGGAUGCACUGUUGUGACGAGGUCCAGCCCAAGCACGUCAAGGAAGCUUUCCGUCUUCUGAACAAGUCCAUCAUCAGGGUGGAGACCCCGGACGUCAACUUGGAGCAAGAGGACGAAGAAGAGGAAGAGGAGAUGGCGGAGGAAGGAAACAUCCCCAACGGCCACGCCCCCGGCAUCAACGGCCACGCCCCCGGCAUCAACGGCCACGCCCCCGCCAUCAACGGCCACUCGGAGGGCGUCAGUCAGCCCAAGCCGUCCCUCCGCCUGUCCUUCGCCGAGUACCAGCGCAUCUCCAACCUGCUGGUCUUGCAUCUGCGCAGGUCCGAAGAAGCUGAGGAGGAGGAGGAGCUGAAGAAAAGCGCGGUGGUCAACUGGUACCUGAAGGAGAUCGAGUCGGAGAUCGACUCGGAGGAGGAGCUGAUCCACAAGAAGGGUCUGAUCGAGAAGGUCAUCCACAGGCUGGUGAACUACGACCACAUCCUCAUCCAGCUGUCCCAGUCGGGCCUGAAGGGCUCGGAGGCUGCAGGCAGCGAGGAGGUGGUGCUGGUCGUCAAUCCCAACUACAACCUGGAGGACUGAGAUCCUCUUGGCUAGAACAGGCGGACUAUGCUCAAUAUGAGACUUGAAACAAGUUUAUCCGUCAUGUUGAAGACCCGCACCAGAGUCUGAUUGUACAAAGAUUGCAUUAUUCCCUUCUCACGUGUCUUGUAAAUAUGCAGCCCACUUCCACUCUUGGGAUUUGUGUCAUAGAUGAUUGUAUUUGGGGGUUUUUUGUAGUAUUUUCUCUUGUGCUACUAAGGUGAAGUAAAUAAAAUGUUGAUCUUG
Nerophis ophidion (straightnose pipefish) is the source of this 2843-nucleotide messenger RNA. RefSeq names its product minichromosome maintenance complex component 6 (gene mcm6). Bases 129 to 2597 code for a protein of 822 amino acids. Gene Ontology annotation, molecular function: single-stranded DNA binding; single-stranded 3'-5' DNA helicase activity; ATP binding. Gene Ontology annotation, biological process: double-strand break repair via break-induced replication; mitotic DNA replication; DNA replication initiation. The transcript is spliced from 18 exons. Gene Ontology annotation, cellular component: nucleus; MCM complex. The record is from RefSeq and is a predicted model, not a curated record. Lineage: Eukaryota; Metazoa; Chordata; Actinopteri; Syngnathiformes; Syngnathidae.